GCAAUCUCUCUGCCGGGCCCCUGAAUCAUCGAGCCGAUAAACUUUACUGUUCCUGCCCUGCAACCACCGACCACCACCAAGCACCACCACCACCAAUUUGGUCGCGUACCUUUCCCUUUCCAACGAGACUCUCCCCUUUUUAUUUUAUUUUAUUUCGACGACGUCGACGACAACCUCAAUUUCUCUUCUUCAUCGCCGCCCCCAGGUCAAGAUCCCCAGCCAGGAUCUGUCCCUUUCAUUCACUCACGCACGCACUCAAUCUCGUCCUGCGAGUCGAACCCCGGUACCGGCUUUUUUCGAACCCCUCUCCGACUUUCACUUCUCUCCCGCCGCACUCGAAGCGCGUAUCGUCCCUGGAACUUCAGAAUAAUUUCGUGAUCCCGCUGUCCGCAGAUCAACCCAACUCGAAUGCAUCGCGUCGGCAACCUCCUCCGCCCGCGACGCAAAUAAUUCUACAUCUGCCACCACCAUGCCGAGCUUCUUCUCGAGGCUGAAGGGCAAAGACGGCCCAGCAAAAGUCAAGAAAGGCGCCCAACCUGCCGCAAUCACCGAACCGCCAAAACCUCGUUGGGAAGAUGCGUGGACGCGGAAAUCCGUGGAGCCAGAGGAGGUGCAAGAGCUGCUCCAUGGCUGCACCGCCGAAUUGAAGUCUAGAGCUCUGGAUAUGCCGUUUCUCCUGCUUCCUUUCCGACCAACUUCAGAUCCUAGCGCAGCGCGUACCUUUGUUAGACAUUUCUUCGAUCGCAGUCAGCGUCUCUAUGGCGAGGGUUUGGCACAAGAAUUACGGCUCACAGAGCCUAUGGUUCUAUGCAGCGUAGUGAAAUGGUGCUGGAGCAGACUUCCCGGAGGCGUUGUAGGAUGGGAGGCAUAUGAGCUAUUCAGAACAGGAGAAUCAGAUUCCAAUAUGGCUCGCGACUCCUUUACCACAUUUAUUCCUCUGAGUGUCGAAUCCGACGCGCGAAACAAGAUUAUCUUCGAUUUCUUUGAUCUUCUCUCUGCGACUGCAGCACAUGCCAAGUCCAAUGGUAUGGGAGGCCGAAAAUUAUCAAGAUAUGCUGGUUGGUGGGCUUUCGAUCAUAUUGAUACUGGCAAUGGUUUCGAAGGAGGCUACAAGGGAUGGGCACAUGCAGCAGAUGCUACCAGCCAUUUAUUCUUUGCCUACCUUCGGUCUCUAGGGCCCACUAAGGGCGUGAGUGGUAUUUCGACUCUGCCAAUGUCUCUUCAAAAGCUUGUCCAGGAGACAGAAUACCCACCAGAGAGGCCUUACUUACUGCAAUCGACAACCAUGAAGGUAGUCAUGAUUGUGGAUGCCGUGUCGCCUACACCGUUCUCAUUACUUCGCCGCGCAAACCACUUCCAAUAUCGCGACGAUGAUAGGGCUUUACAAGAAUUUGCGGAAUAUGAGGACCCAGUGAAGGCAUUAACUGAAGAAUGUCGACGUGUUCUGAGGUCCAUCUCUUCCGCGAAUCAAUCUCAGGUAUCGAAUUCCAAGGAGUCGACUGGGUUGACAGACGCUUCAUGGUCGAGAUUUGAGGAUAUAGGAUUUUCUGCUGGAUUUGAUGAACACGACGAGGACGACGAAAGCAAUUUCGUCAAGAGACGUCCGCAAGGUCUCCGAACAACACCACAUUCGAGAGAAAUGGGAAUGGGUAGACCUACGACACCUUCAUGGGCUGAUUUUCUGUCUUCUGGUUUUGUUGAUGAGGCGAAAAAUGGACCAGCACCUCUUUUACUCCCACCCGACAAGAUUCUCCCGCCGAUCGAUACACGAGGACGAAGCUCGCAAUCGCAUAGACCUAGAUUAGAGUCGAAUCAACUCGAGCCGGGUGAGCUUGCAAGUAUCACUAAAUUCGAUUUAGAUGACUCGUUCUGGUGGGUCUGGAUUAGCAGUUUAGCUGGAGAGGAAUACCCUGAAAGAAAGGCAGCUUUUGGACGAUGUGCUUUGGUGGAAACCAUUAUUCCUGGUGGCCGCUGGCUAGUAAUGGAGGAGAUGGUCAAGGGAGCAGCUCCAGUGCCAGAAGAAGGUGCAUACAUCGCUGAGAAAAAGAGUUUCUGGGGUCGAUCGAAGAAGAACAAGGCCAUCACUCGUCGAAAAUCCACAGGAAAGCAUGCUUUAGAGCAGAACCCCGACUUGCGGCCACAAUUCAAGACUAAUCAGAGUGGUGGUGUAAGCAAGACGAGCAUAGGUCCCGACCAACACGCACGAAUCCAAGCAGCAGCGAUACAGCUACAACGCCGACAACGAGAGCAGGAGGCACAAGAGCACAACACAAGACGUGGUCGAAGCGACAUGGAUGCUAUUUCCAUGAAGACCAGCAGUGUCUUUACCCUUCAACCUGUGAUCAUGAAUGAAGCUUCGCCAGCCAUGAAAUGGGCCAACAAGUACGACAAGGACGCCAUUCGAGAAGCAUAUCUUGCCAAUACCAACACCGGCCGAGGACUUGGUGAGGCAACAAUGCAGACAAAUGGUCACGCCAAGAGUCAAGAUACGUUGCGACCAACCGCGAACCUCGAGCGUGAAAAUUCUUACAACUCUUACGACAGAGAUAGAGAGCUUCCCGCAGUCCCAUCACCAUCUGGACCUUCUGUUCCUUCACAGGCAUACGGACCACCUUCUCCGGCACCAUUCCCUCCCACCCCUGCGGCGGAUGACGAGGAGGAAGCUCACGUACAACUGUCCGAGAAGGCAGCAGAAGUCGCCCUUCCCGAAGAUACUCAUCCAAUGGAGAGAAAGCCAGUCCCCGCUCCUGUUGUCAUGGAACCUCUGCCACGCGUUGAGCAGCCAACUCCAGAACCAUACAGACCAUCUGGCGAGCAAAGUGGAUCCAGUCCUGAAAGCAAGAAGCAUAACAAGUUGAAGAAGAAAGAGCCUGCCAGUGGUGGUUUCAGGAAGAUGUUUGGUCGUAACAAGAACCGACAAUCCACAGUCCCUCCAAAUGCUCCAGAAGUGUUGAAUGGUAACCAAGGACUCCAACCAGGAGGUGCUGGUCUUGGUCGACGAUUCUCCGCUUUAAGAAAGAAGAGUCCAUCUAACACUCCACCCGAGCCUGUAGUUGAGCCUCCUCGACCAAUUUCGGAAGACGACAUUACACCCGUAGCUUCUCCACACCAAGACUAUGAACGUUCAUAUGACCCUUCAGUCCAGGACAGCCUUUCUCGUGUCGACACCAAUGAUGCACACGAGGCUCGACAAGCUUUCUCCAACUUCGAUCAAGGCCCACUCGAGGAUGUUCCGGCCUUUGUUCCAGAAGACUCCCCACGAGAGAGUGAAGAUGAUGCUGCUCCUCCAAACAUCUCGCGAGUCCGCACGGAAGAUGGUGCCGAACUGACACAGCAAGUCUCUCCAGCUCAGGACAGAUGGGCACAGAUUCGAAAGAAUGCUGCCGAGAGAGCAGCUCAACGACAGAGUGAAGAACAGAGCAGAGGAGGUUAUAGUCAGAAGACUGAUGGUGAAGAUGGUGAGACGAGUGGAGAAGAGACAAUUGAGUCUCGAGUUGCCCGAAUCAAAGCCCGUGUUGCUGAAUUGACCGGCAACAUGGAAACGAGUGGUAGCCCUACCUCUACUUCCAGCUAUCGACCCGCACGCAGACAAUAGAUGACCUUGUACACACCCGUUUAGCGGGAACCUCGACAUACACAUUCUUCGCCCAACAAUACUUCGACGUUUCGUACACUUUUUCACA
Messenger RNA from Mollisia scopiformis, 3683 nucleotides. RefSeq lists its product as uncharacterized. The transcript is spliced from 6 exons. The record is from RefSeq and is a predicted model, not a curated record. NCBI's taxonomy places the organism in Eukaryota, Fungi, Ascomycota, Leotiomycetes, Helotiales, Mollisiaceae. The coding region runs from base 470 to 3595 and encodes 1041 amino acids.